CAUUCUUAGCUUUGCAAACAAUAAAAAUAUCAACCACAUAAGCUAUAUCAAAUAAAGCAACAAGGAUAAGUAUUGCGACUAAGCAACAACAGCAACAAGCGAGAAGAGCAUUCAGAAUAAAGUCGGGAACGAGAACAAUAAGAUCAACAAAUAAAAAGAUGGGAAGUCUGUCGGUAUCGCGUAUCAAGCGAGAGCUGAAAGAAAUCAUGCGAAGAGAUGAGAUCAUUCAGGGUCUUAUCAAGAUCGAGGUUCUAGACGAUAACUUUAUGGAGUUGAGGGGCGAGAUUUCAGGACCUGAGGAUACGCCUUACGAGGGCGGUAAGUUUUCGCUGGAUAUAAAAGUGCCCGUGGGAUAUCCAUUCAAUCCACCGACGGUACGUUUUACGACCCGAAUUUGGCAUCCGAAUGUCUGCUACAUGACGGGGUCCAUCUGCAAUGACAUACUGAUGAACAAUUGGGCAGCAGCGAUGACAAUUCCCUCGGUGUUGCUCUCUCUGCAGGGCUUAAUGUCCGUUCCAGAGCCAGAUGAGCCCCAAAAUAUCGUCGUUGGCUUUCAGUAUAAGGAGGAACAUGAUAUGUUCCUUAUAACGGCCAAGCAUUGGACUAAUGUCUAUGCAGGUGGACCGUUCCACUUUCCCGAAUGCGACACGAAGAUACAGCAUCUCGUGAAUAUGGGUGUUGAUGAGAACGAAGCACGUAUUAUACUCUCCAAAAGGAGUUGGGAUAUGCAAAAUACCACUGAGCAUCUCUUCACCUAGUUUCGCAGUAACGGAAGGAAUCAGGAACCACUAUAAAAUUGAGACAGCCUCAGAGAGACGAUUA
Molecule: messenger RNA, 822 nt
Organism: Drosophila innubila
Lineage: Eukaryota; Metazoa; Arthropoda; Insecta; Diptera; Drosophilidae
Product: ubiquitin-conjugating enzyme E2-22 kDa-like
Exons: 1
Coding region: 159-758 (199 amino acids)
Molecular function (GO): protein binding
Source: RefSeq, a predicted model, not a curated record